AAUUAGGAGCCGAGGCACCAGGCUCGCUCUCACCCAGUGCUGGUCAGGAGGGAAGACUGGAGAGGCUUUGCUCCUAAGGAUAUUUACUAGAUGUUGCUGGUCUGAAGAAAUAGAGAGAAAAAAGCCACAAGAACUGAAAAAAAACCCCCAGAGCAUCUGUAUAGGCUAAUGCUGGGAAGACAGAAAUUGCCUCAUUAACCUAAGUGAGUGGGGGAGAGACAGAAGAAUACCCUCAAAAUGGAGGAAGAAGAAUAUGAGGAAGUUGUGGAGUACUACAUUGAAGAGACAAUUAUUGAGGAGGGUGAACCACAUGAGGUGGUCACUGAGAUUACUGAGACCUUUAGCACAGACUUCACAGGUCCCAAAACUGUCACCUAUACUGUUGAGCAUGAAAAACCUUCUGUUGAGGAUGCAGCACCUCCAGUCAGAAAGAAGAUCAUACGGACAAAAGUGGACCCAUCUAAGUUUUUGACACCAUAUCUGCAACACAGCAAUAAAAUGAAGGACCUAUUCAGUGAGAACAAGUACAAAGAAAAAUUUAGAAAAGAAAAAGGAAAGCCAUAUGCUUCCACAAUUGAUACCCCAGAAAUUCGGAGAAUCAAGAAAGUGCAAGACCAGCUCAGUGAGGUUAAAUACCGCAUGGCUGGUGAAAUUGCUAGAACUAUUUGCCAUGUUGAUGAAAAGGCCAAAGAUAUAGAACACGCAAAGAAGGUGUCACAGCAAGUGAGCAAGGUAUUAUAUAAACAGAACUGGGAGGAGAAUAAGGACAAGUACCUGCUUCCCCCUGAUGCUCCAGAGCUUGUGAAUGCAAUAAAAAACACAGCAAUGUUCAGUAAGAAACUCUAUACUGAAGACUGGGAAGGAGACAAAACGUUAUUCUAUCCGUACAAUGACAGUCCAGAGCUCAGAAGGGUGGCACAGGCUCAAAAGGCUCUGAGUGAUAUUGUCUACAAAAAAGGGCAUGAUGAACGAAAAUCUAAAUAUACUUCUCUGCCAGAUCCACCUGACGUGGAACAAGCCAAGAAAGUAACAAGGCAGCUAAGUGAUAUUAUUUACCACGAGGACUAUAAAAACAAGAUCAAAGGCAAGUGGAGUCAAACUCCAUGCUAUGAUGUCGCAGUUGCGAAAAUGAAUGCAGAAAAUAUAAGUACGAGAAAAUACCAGGAAGACUUUGAAAACAUUAAAGACCAAAUCUACUUUAUGCAGACUGAAACUCCAGAAUAUGAAGCUAAUAAGCGAGUUUCCAAUAACGUCAGUAAGGUAAAAUACAGAGCAGACUAUGAAAAGAACAAAGCUAUUGCAGAUUAUAAUGUGCUUCCUGCUACAGAGAACCCAUUGCUGAGGCAAUUAAAAGCUGCAGGAAAUGUGCUGAGUGAUAAAUUAUACAAAGAAGCCUAUGAACAAUCAAAAGGAACCAGCAUGAAUUACUGUGACACACCGAAGUUCCAGACUGAUACUGUUCUGAAGAAUUUUAGCGAUGUAAAAUAUAAGGAUGCAUAUCAAAAGAAUAUUUUAGGACACUAUUUGGGCAGCUUUGAGGACCCACAUCAUACACACUGCAUGAAAGUUGAAGCUAUGAAGAGUGAUAAAAAUUACAAAGCAGAUUAUGAGGAGGAAAAGACAAAAUGCUACUUCCCUCAGACCAUCACUCAAGAGUACGAAGCUAUUAAGAAGUUAGAGCAGUGUAAAGAUCACACCUACAAAAAGCAUCCUGAUCAAACCAAAUUUACUCAAGUGGCUGACUCUCCAGUACAGAAGCAAGCUGAGAUCAAUAGCAAACAGCUGAGUGAUAUAAUGUAUCGAUCCAAAGGUGAAGAAAUUAUUCACAAGUACCACCUCCCUCCAGAUGUGCCCCAGUUUAUACAGGCUAAAGUUAAUGCCUACAAUAUCAGUGAUAACUAUUACAAAACAGGAUUGGAAGAAUUAAAAUCAAGGGGAUAUGAUCUAAAAAGUGAUGCUAUACCUAUUCGAGCUGCCAAGGCUGCUAGGCAGGCUGCCAGUGAUGUUAACUAUAAAAAAGGCUAUGAACUUGCCAAGGGUAAACUUGUUGGCUUCAAGAGCCUCCAAGAUGAUCCCAAACUCGUUCAUUAUAUGAAGGUAGCCAAGAUGCAGUCUGAGCGAGAGUACAAGAAAGAUUAUGAGAAAACAAAAACUAAGUACAACAUUCCACUGGAUAUGGUCAAUGUUGUUGGUGCCAAGAAGGCUCAAGAGAUUGCCAGCAAUACUAAUUACAAGAACCUCCUCCACCACUAUACAUACUUACCAGAUGCAAUGAAUGUGGAGCUGACCAAAAAUAUGAUGGAGAUUCAGAGUGAUAAUGCAUACAAAGCAGAUUAUAACAACUGGAUGAAAGGCAUUGGUUGGAUCCCCAUUGGCUCGCUAGAUGUAGAAAAAGCUAAAAAAGCUGGAGAUGCCUUGAAUGAAAAGAAAUAUCGUCAGCAUCCGGACACCAUUAAAUUUACAAGUGUGGUGGACUCUCCGGUAAUGGUCCAAGCCAAACAGAAUUCAGUUCAACUCAAUGAUAAACUGUACAGAUCUUCUGGAGAGGAAGUUAAACAUAAAUAUACUCUUACCCCAGAUGUCCCACAGUUUAUCCAAGCUAGAUACAAUGCAGCUAACGUCAGUGAUGCAUAUUAUAAACAAGGCUACCAUGAUCUAAUAGCAAAAGGGAACAAUGUGUCACUUGAUGCUAUUCCAAUUACUUUAGCCAAGGCUUCAAGAGACAUUGCUAGUGAUUAUAAAUAUAAAGAAGCAUAUGAAAAGGCUAAAGGAAGACAGGUUGGUUUCAGAAGCCUGCAAGAUGACCCUAAGCUUGUCCACUACAUGAAUGUAGCAAAGAUUCAGUCUGAGCGUGAGUACAAGAAAGACUAUGAGAAGACCAAGACUAACUAUCAUACACCUCCUGACAUGUACAGUAUCCAGGCUGCUAAACAGUCUCAGGAUGUGGCUUCUAAUGCCCACUACAAAAAUCUGAUCCAUCACUACACUUACCUGCCAGAUGCCAUGGAUGUUGAGCUUGCAAAGAACAUGAUGCAAAUUCAGAGUGAUAAUGCGUACAAACAAGAGUAUAACAGCUGGUUCAAGGGUAUUGGAUGGAGUCCUCUUGGUUCUCUGGAUGUUGAAAAAGCUAAAAAGGCUGGAGAUGCCUUAAAUGAAAAGAAAUACCGUCAGCACCCAGACACCAUCAAAUUUACAAGUAUACCAGAUUCAAUACCAAUGGUUUUAGCUCAGCACAACACCAAGCAACUGAGUGAUGUAGCAUAUAAGCAAGAAGGUGAAAAAGUAAAACACAAAUACACCCUGGAUCCUGAUGUUCCUCAGUUUAUUCAAGCCAGAGUCAAUGCCUUCAAUUUGAGUGAUGCUAACUACAAAGCAGACUGGAAGAAAACCAUUGCCAAAGGAUAUGAUCUGAAACCAGAUGCCAUUCCUAUUAUUGCUGCUAAAGCUUCUCGAAAUAUUGCUAGUGAUUACAAGUACAAGGAAUCAUACGAGAAAGAUAAAGGCAAACAGGUUGGAUACCGUAGCCUGCAGGAUGAUCCUAAACUUGUUCAUUACAUGAAUGUGGCCAAAAUGCAAUCAGAUCGUGAAUACAAGAAGGAUUACGAAGUCACCAAGACCAGAUAUCAUACUCCUUUGGAUAUGUUCAGCGUGACGGCUGCCAAGAAAGCCCAGGAAGCAGUUACAAAUGCUGGCUAUAAGCAACCAAUUCACAAUUAUACACUCUUGCCUGAUUCUCUGAAUCUGGAGCUAUCAAGAAAUGUGAUGCAGCUUCAGAGUGAUAAUGUGUACAAAGCAGACUUUAAUAACUGGUUGAAAGGAGUUGGCUGGAUACCAGCUCAGUCACUGGAUGUAGAAAAGGCCAAAAAAGCUACAGAGAUUCUCAGUGAAAAGAAGUAUCGCCAACACCCUGACAAGCUGAAGUAUUCUAUUACAAUGGAUGCAAUGGAACAAGUGCUAGCUAAGCAAAAUGCCAAGACCAUGAAUAAGAGGCUCUACACCGAUAAAUGGAACAAAGAGAAGACCAGCAUUCAUGUUAUGCCAGAUACUCCAGAAAUUCUGCAGUCUAGAGUGAACCAGAUCACCAUGAGUAAUAAACUUUACAAAGCUGGAUGGGAGGAAGAAAAGAAGAAAGGUUAUGACAUGCAGCCAGAUGCUAUUCCAAUAAAGGCAGCCAAAGCCUCCAGAGACAUUGCAAGUGAUUAUAAAUACAAACUAGCCUACGAAAAAGAGAAAGGAAAACAUAUUGGGUUCCGCAGCCUUGAAGAUGACCCCAAGCUGGUGCACUUCAUGCAGGUGGCUAAAAUGCAAUCUGAUCGUGAAUACAGAAAAGAUUAUGAGAAGGCAAAGACUAAUUUCCAUACUCCGGUUGACAUGGUCAGUGUCGUGGCAGCCAAGAAAGCACAGGAAGUGGCUACAAAUGCAAACUACAAAAACUUGAUCCAUACCUACAAUGUUUUACCUGACGCUAUGAGUCUUGAAUUAGCCAAAAACAUGAUGCAGAUACAAAGUGAUAAUCAGUACAGAGCAGAAUAUGAUGAAAGUAUGAAGGGUGUUGGGUGGAUGCCACUGGGCUCCCUGGAAGCUGAGAAAAACAAAAAAGCGAUGGAAAUUGUUAGUGAAAAGAAGUAUCGCCAGCAUCCAGACAAGUUGAAGUAUUCUGUUCCUAUGGAUUCCAUGAACAUGGUCUUAGCUUUAAAUAAUGCUAAAAUCAUGGAUGAGCACAAGUACAAACAAGCGUGGGAAGAAGACAAAAAGAAAGUUCACAUCACACCAGAUAUUCCACAGAUUGCUUUAGCAAAAGCUAAUGCAUUUAAUUUAAGUGAUAAAAUGUACAGACUUUCAUUUGAAGAAUCUAGGAAGAAAGGAUAUGAUCUCAGAGCUGAUGCUAUCCCUAUUAAAGCUGCCAAAGCUUCUAGGGAUAUUGCUAGUGAUUAUAAAUACAAAUUAGGUUAUGAACAAGACAAGGGCAAACUUGUAGGCUUCCGCAGCCUGCAGGAUGAUCCCAAACUUGUCCAUUAUAUGCAAGUGGCUAAGAUGCAGUCUGAUCGUGAAUAUAAGAAAGCUUAUGAGAUGAGCAAGACCCAUUACCAAACACCUUCUGAUACCCUCAGCAUUGUGGCAGCUAAGGAGGCACAAGAUCGUGUAACCAAUACUAACUACAAGCGACUGAUUCACCAAUAUAUGCUUCUACCAGAUGCAAUGAGUUUAGAACUGUACAGAAACAUGAAUCAGAUACAAAGUGACAAUGAGUACAAGCAGGACUACAAGGAGUGGUUCAGAGGUAUCGGUUGGAGUCCUGUUGGUUCUCUGGAUGUGGAGAAAUCUAAGAAAGCCACAGAAAUUGCAAGUGAUCAGAAAUACCGCCAGCAUCCCAGCAUGUUCCCCUUUACAAAACAGAAUGAUGCCAUGGACAUGGUCCUUGCAAAGCAGAAUGCAAAUAUAAUGAACAAACAUGCUUAUACUCAAGCUUGGGAGAAGGAUAAAACUCAGGUUCAUGUGAUGCCUGAUACACCAGAUAUUCUACAGGCAAAACAGAACAAGGCGAACUACAGUCAGAAACUGUACAAGCUUGGCUGGGAGGAAAUGAUAAAGAAAGGCUAUGACCUCACACCUGAAGCCAUUUCAGUGAAAGCUGCCAAAGCUUCAAGGGACAUUGCAAGUGACUACAAGUACAAAGAAGGUUACCGCAAGCAGCAGGGACAUCACAUCGGAUUCCGCAGCCUACAGGAUGAUCCUAAGAUGUUGUGGUCUAUGCAAGUAGCUAAGAUGCAGAGUGAGAGGGAGUACAAGAAAGAUUUUGAAAAAUGGAAGACAAAGUUUAAUAUGCCUGUGGAUAUGCUAGGCUUCCUUCUGGCUAAGAAAUGUCAGGAACUGGUUAGUGAUAUAGACUACAAACAGAUGCUACAUCGCUGGACUUGUCUGCCAGACCAGAAUGAUGUCACCCAGGCGAAGAGAGUCUAUGAACUACAGAGUGAUAAUGUGUAUAAGUCAGAUCUACAAUGGCUCAGAGGCCUUGGGUGGAGUCCUUUGGGAUCUUUGGAAUCUGAAAAGAACAGGAAAGCUUCUGAAAUACUGAGUGAAAAGAAGUACCGGCAGCACCCAGAUACUAUUAAGUUCACAAGUAUCCCAGAUGCCAUGGAUAUCAUUUUAGCAAAAUCUAAUGCCAAAAACAGAAGUGAUAUACUGUAUAGAGAAGCCUGGGACAAGGACAAGACUCAGGUUCACAUCAUGCCUGAUACUCCUGAAAUUUUGCUGGCUAAGUCAAACUUAAUUAACACAAGUGAUAAACAUUACAAGUUAGGAUAUGAAGAGCUGAAGAGGAAAGGCUACGAUCUUCCUCCUGAUGCUAUACCCCUCAAAUCGGCAAAAGCAUCCAGAGACAUAGCUAGUGAAUAUCAAUACAAAACUGCAUACCGAAAGCAGCUUGGCCACCAUAUUGGAGCCCGUAACAUAGAGGAUGAUCCGAAGAUGAUGUGGUCGAUGCACGUAGCCAAGAUCCAGAGUGACAGGGAGUACAAGAAAGCCUUUGAGAAGACAAAGACACACUUCAGUAGCCCAGUGGACAUGCUGGGAAUCGUGUUGGCGAAGAAAUGUCAGGAGUUGGUGAGCGACAUUGAUUACAAGCACUCUCUGCAUCGGUGGACCUGUCUGCCGGACCAGAACGAUGUUGUACAAGCCAGGAAAGUGUACGACCUUCAGAGUGAUAACGUGUACAAGUCCGACCUCCUGUGGCUGAGGGGCAUUGGCUGGUCCCCAAGUGGUUCCCUGGACGAUGAGAAGAAUAAGAGGGCGAGCCUCAUCCUGAGUGACAAGAAGUAUCGGCAGCACCCGGACACCAUCAAAUUCACGAGCCUUCCUGACUCGAUGCCUAUGGUUCUGGCAAAGCACAACUCUGACAUUAUGAACCAACGUUCCUACGUAUCAGCCUGGGAGAAGGAUAAAACCAGUGUUCACAUUAUGCCGGAUACACCUGGCAUUUUGCUGGCCCAGCAGAACCAAGCGAACCUCAGCGAGAAACUGUACAAGCUUGCGCUGGAGGAAGAGAAGAAAAAGGGCUACGACAUGCGGGCUGAUGCCAUUCCUAUCAGGUCUGCUAAAGCUUCCCGAGACAUUGCCAGUGACUACAGGUAUAAGGAAGGCUAUCGCAAGCAGCUUGGCCACCAUAUCGGAGCCCGUAACAUAGAGGAUGAUCCGAAGAUGAUGUGGUCGAUGCACGUAGCCAAGAUCCAGAGUGACAGGGAGUACAAGAAAGCCUUUGAGAAGACAAAGACACACUUCAGUAGCCCAGUGGACAUGCUGGGAAUCGUGUUGGCGAAGAAAUGUCAGGAGUUGGUGAGCGACAUUGAUUACAAGCACUCUCUGCAUCGGUGGACCUGUCUGCCGGACCAGAACGAUGUUGUACAAGCCAGGAAAGUGUACGACCUUCAGAGUGAUAACGUGUACAAGUCCGACCUCCUGUGGCUGAGGGGCAUUGGCUGGUCCCCAAGUGGUUCCCUGGACGAUGAGAAGAAUAAGAGGGCGAGCCUCAUCCUGAGUGACAAGAAGUAUCGGCAGCACCCGGACACCAUCAAAUUCACGAGCCUUCCUGACUCGAUGCCUAUGGUUCUGGCAAAGCACAACUCUGACAUUAUGAACCAACGUUCCUACGUAUCAGCCUGGGAGAAGGAUAAAACCAGUGUUCACAUUAUGCCGGAUACACCUGGCAUUUUGCUGGCCCAGCAGAACCAAGCGAACCUCAGCGAGAAACUGUACAAGCUUGCGCUGGAGGAAGAGAAGAAAAAGGGCUACGACAUGCGGGCUGAUGCCAUUCCUAUCAGGUCUGCUAAAGCUUCCCGAGACAUUGCCAGUGACUACAGGUAUAAGGAAGGCUAUCGCAAGCAGCUUGGCCACCAUAUCGGAGCCCGUAACAUAGAGGAUGAUCCGAAGAUGAUGUGGUCGAUGCACGUAGCCAAGAUCCAGAGUGACAGGGAGUACAAGAAAGCCUUUGAGAAGACAAAGACACACUUCAGUAGCCCAGUGGACAUGCUGGGAAUCGUGUUGGCGAAGAAAUGUCAGGAGUUGGUGAGCGACAUUGAUUACAAGCACUCUCUGCAUCGGUGGACCUGUCUGCCGGACCAGAACGAUGUUGUACAAGCCAGGAAAGUGUACGACCUUCAGAGUGAUAACGUGUACAAGUCCGACCUCCUGUGGCUGAGGGGCAUUGGCUGGUCCCCAAGUGGUUCCCUGGACGAUGAGAAGAAUAAGAGGGCGAGCCUCAUCCUGAGUGACAAGAAGUAUCGGCAGCACCCGGACACCAUCAAAUUCACGAGCCUUCCUGACUCGAUGCCUAUGGUUCUGGCAAAGCACAACUCUGACAUUAUGAACCAACGUUCCUACGUAUCAGCCUGGGAGAAGGAUAAAACCAGUGUUCACAUUAUGCCGGAUACACCUGGCAUUUUGCUGGCCCAGCAGAACCAAGCGAACCUCAGCGAGAAACUGUACAAGCUUGCGCUGGAGGAAGAGAAGAAAAAGGGCUACGACAUGCGGGCUGAUGCCAUUCCUAUCAGGUCUGCUAAAGCUUCCCGAGACAUUGCCAGUGACUACAGGUAUAAGGAAGGCUAUCGCAAGCAGCUUGGCCACCAUAUCGGAGCCCGUAACAUAGAGGAUGAUCCGAAGAUGAUGUGGUCGAUGCACGUAGCCAAGAUCCAGAGUGACAGGGAGUACAAGAAAGCCUUUGAGAAGACAAAGACACACUUCAGUAGCCCAGUGGACAUGCUGGGAAUCGUGUUGGCGAAGAAAUGUCAGGAGUUGGUGAGCGACAUUGAUUACAAGCACUCUCUGCAUCGGUGGACCUGUCUGCCGGACCAGAACGAUGUUGUACAAGCCAGGAAAGUGUACGACCUUCAGAGUGAUAACGUGUACAAGUCCGACCUCCUGUGGCUGAGGGGCAUUGGCUGGUCCCCAAGUGGUUCCCUGGACGAUGAGAAGAAUAAGAGGGCGAGCCUCAUCCUGAGUGACAAGAAGUAUCGGCAGCACCCGGACACCAUCAAAUUCACGAGCCUUCCUGACUCGAUGCCUAUGGUUCUGGCAAAGCACAACUCUGACAUUAUGAACCAACGUUCCUACGUAUCAGCCUGGGAGAAGGAUAAAACCAGUGUUCACAUUAUGCCGGAUACACCUGGCAUUUUGCUGGCCCAGCAGAACCAAGCGAACCUCAGCGAGAAACUGUACAAGCUUGCGCUGGAGGAAGAGAAGAAAAAGGGCUACGACAUGCGGGCUGAUGCCAUUCCUAUCAGGUCUGCUAAAGCUUCCCGAGACAUUGCCAGUGACUACAGGUAUAAGGAAGGCUAUCGCAAGCAGCUUGGCCACCAUAUCGGAGCCCGUAACAUAGAGGAUGAUCCGAAGAUGAUGUGGUCGAUGCACGUAGCCAAGAUCCAGAGUGACAGGGAGUACAAGAAAGCCUUUGAGAAGACAAAGACACACUUCAGUAGCCCAGUGGACAUGCUGGGAAUCGUGUUGGCGAAGAAAUGUCAGGAGUUGGUGAGCGACAUUGAUUACAAGCACUCUCUGCAUCGGUGGACCUGUCUGCCGGACCAGAACGAUGUUGUACAAGCCAGGAAAGUGUACGACCUUCAGAGUGAUAACGUGUACAAGUCCGACCUCCUGUGGCUGAGGGGCAUUGGCUGGUCCCCAAGUGGUUCCCUGGACGAUGAGAAGAAUAAGAGGGCGAGCCUCAUCCUGAGUGACAAGAAGUAUCGGCAGCACCCGGACACCAUCAAAUUCACGAGCCUUCCUGACUCGAUGCCUAUGGUUCUGGCAAAGCACAACUCUGACAUUAUGAACCAACGUUCCUACGUAUCAGCCUGGGAGAAGGAUAAAACCAGUGUUCACAUUAUGCCGGAUACACCUGGCAUUUUGCUGGCCCAGCAGAACCAAGCGAACCUCAGCGAGAAACUGUACAAGCUUGCGCUGGAGGAAGAGAAGAAAAAGGGCUACGACAUGCGGGCUGAUGCCAUUCCUAUCAGGUCUGCUAAAGCUUCCCGAGACAUUGCCAGUGACUACAGGUAUAAGGAAGGCUAUCGCAAGCAGCUUGGCCACCAUAUCGGAGCCCGUAACAUAGAGGAUGAUCCGAAGAUGAUGUGGUCGAUGCACGUAGCCAAGAUCCAGAGUGACAGGGAGUACAAGAAAGCCUUUGAGAAGACAAAGACACACUUCAGUAGCCCAGUGGACAUGCUGGGAAUCGUGUUGGCGAAGAAAUGUCAGGAGUUGGUGAGCGACAUUGAUUACAAGCACUCUCUGCAUCGGUGGACCUGUCUGCCGGACCAGAACGAUGUUGUACAAGCCAGGAAAGUGUACGACCUUCAGAGUGAUAACGUGUACAAGUCCGACCUCCUGUGGCUGAGGGGCAUUGGCUGGUCCCCAAGUGGUUCCCUGGACGAUGAGAAGAAUAAGAGGGCGAGCCUCAUCCUGAGUGACAAGAAGUAUCGGCAGCACCCGGACACCAUCAAAUUCACGAGCCUUCCUGACUCGAUGCCUAUGGUUCUGGCAAAGCACAACUCUGACAUUAUGAACCAACGUUCCUACGUAUCAGCCUGGGAGAAGGAUAAAACCAGUGUUCACAUUAUGCCGGAUACACCUGGCAUUUUGCUGGCCCAGCAGAACCAAGCGAACCUCAGCGAGAAACUGUACAAGCUUGCGCUGGAGGAAGAGAAGAAAAAGGGCUACGACAUGCGGGCUGAUGCCAUUCCUAUCAGGUCUGCUAAAGCUUCCCGAGACAUUGCCAGUGACUACAAAUACAAAGAAGGCUAUCGCAAGCAGCUUGGCCACCAUAUUGGAGCCCGUAACAUAGAGGAUGAUCCGAAGAUGAUGUGGUCGAUGCACGUAGCCAAGAUCCAGAGUGACAGGGAGUACAAGAAAGCCUUUGAGAAGACAAAGACACACUUCAGUAGCCCAGUGGACAUGCUGGGAAUCGUGUUGGCGAAGAAAUGUCAGGAGUUGGUGAGCGACAUUGAUUACAAGCACUAUCUGCAUCAGUGGAUCUGUCUGCCGGACCAGAAUGAUGUUAUCCACGCUAAGAAGGCCUAUGAUCUACAGAGUGAUAAUUGCUACAAGUCUGACCUUGAAUGGUUGCGGGGCAUUGGUUGGGUCCCAAUUGGUUCCUUGGAAGUUGAAAAAGCCAAGAAGGCUGGAGAGAUCUUGAGUGAUAAAAUAUACCGUCAGCCUCCAGACACAAUCAAGUUUACUAGCGUCACUGAUUCUCUAGAGAUGGUCUUAGCGAAGCAGAAUGCGGAGACGAUGAAUAAGCGUUUAUACACUGAAGCAUGGAAUAAAGAUAAGACCAUGGUUCAUGUCAUGCCUGACACACCUGAGAUCCUGCUAGCUAAACAAAACCAAUUAAACUAUAGUCAGAAAAUGUACAAACUAGCUUUGGAGGAAUCGAAGAAGAAGGGUCAUGAUUUGCGUUUUGAUGCCAUUCCUAUUCAAGCUGCCAGAGCAUCCAGAGAGAUCGCCAGUGAUUACAAAUACAAAGAAGGCUAUCGCAAGCAGCUUGGCCACCAUAUUGGAGCCCGUAACAUAGAGGAUGAUCCGAAGAUGAUGUGGUCGAUGCACGUAGCCAAGAUCCAGAGUGACAGGGAGUACAAGAAAGCCUUUGAGAAGACAAAGACACACUUCAGUAGCCCAGUGGACAUGCUGGGAAUCGUGUUGGCGAAGAAAUGUCAGGAGUUGGUGAGCGACAUUGAUUACAAGCACUAUCUGCAUCAGUGGAUCUGUCUGCCGGACCAGAAUGAUGUUAUCCACGCUAAGAAGGCCUAUGAUCUACAGAGUGACGCGGUUUACAAAUCAGACCUGGAAUGGCUAAGAGGUAUUGGAUGGGUUCCUAUUGGUUCCAUGGAAGUUGAGAAAGCUAAGAAAGCUGGAGAAAUCCUGAGUGAAAGGAAGUAUCGUCAGCCAGCAGACCAAAUUAAAUUUACUAGUGUGACAGAUUCUUUGGCCAUGGUCUUAGCCAAGCAAAACGCUGAGAUAAUGAACAAGCGUUUAUACACAGAAGCCUGGGAUGCAGACAAAACAUCGAUUCAUGUCAUGCCUGAUACACCAACAAUUUUGUUAGCGAAGGCCAAUGCAGCUAAUGUUAGCCAUAAACUUUAUGUACAAGCCUGGGAAGAGGCCAAACAGAAGGGUUAUGACAUGAGAGCUGAUGCAAUUCCAAUCCGAAGUGCGAAGGCAUCAAGAGAUAUUGCGAGUGACUACAAGUACAAAGAAACGCACGAGAAGCAGAAAGGCCACUACAUUGGGUGCCGCACCGCCAAGGAGGAUCCCAAACUGUCGUGGGCUGCGCGUGCCAUGUUGCUGCAGAACGACCGACUUUACAGGAAGGCGUACCAUGAUUCCAAGGCCCACAUCCACAUCCCAGUCGAUGCGAUGUCAGUGCAGGCAGCCAAGGAGUGCCAGACGCUAGUCAGCGAUGUUGACUACCGCCACUACCUUCACCAGUGGACCUGCCUGCCUGACCAGAACGACGUGAUCCAUGCAAGGAAGGCCUACGAUCUACAGAGCGAUAAUGUGUACAAGUCAGACCUAGAAUGGUUGCGAGGCAUCGGCUGGUUGACAGAAGGUUCUGUGGAUGUGGUCAAAGCAAAGAGAGCCCAGGAACUCCUGAACGAGAAGUUGUACCGCACGCGGCCAGAGGACAUGAAAUUCACCAGCAUUACUGACACGCCAGACGUCGUCCAGGCUAAGAUCAAUGCUUUGCAGAUCAGUGACCAUCUGUAUCGUGAAGCCUGGGAUAGAGAUAAGACGCAGAUUUCCAUACCUUCCGAUACUCCUGUAAUGCUGCAGUCCAAAGUCAAUGCGGUCAACAUCAGCAAUAAACAGUAUCAGAAGGCCUGGGAUGAGGCCAAGUCGAAAAGCUAUGACAUACGAGCUGAUGCCAUUCCCAUCAAACACGCCAAGGCUUCCAGAGACAUUGCUAGUGAGUACAAGUACAAAGAAACGCACGAGAAGCAGAAAGGCCACUACAUUGGGUGCCGCACCGCCAAGGAGGAUCCCAAACUGUCGUGGGCUGCGCGUGCCAUGUUGCUGCAGAACGACCGACUUUACAGGAAGGCGUACCAUGAUUCCAAGGCCCACAUCCACAUCCCAGUCGAUGCGAUGUCAGUGCAGGCAGCCAAGGAGUGCCAGACGCUAGUCAGCGAUGUUGACUACCGCCACUACCUUCACCAGUGGACCUGCCUGCCUGACCAGAACGACGUGAUCCAUGCAAGGAAGGCCUACGAUCUACAGAGCGAUAAUGUGUACAAGUCAGACCUGGAAUGGUUGCGAGGCAUCGGCUGGGUGGCAGAAGGUUCUGUGGAUGUGGUCAAAGCAAAGAGAGCCCAGGAACUCCUGAACGAGAAGUUGUACCGCACGCGGCCAGAGGACAUGAAAUUCACCAGCAUUACUGACACGCCAGACGUCGUCCAGGCUAAGAUCAAUGCUUUGCAGAUCAGUGACCAUCUGUAUCGUGAAGCCUGGGAUAGAGAUAAGACGCAGAUUUCCAUACCUUCCGAUACUCCUGUAAUGCUGCAGUCCAAAGUCAAUGCGGUCAACAUCAGCAAUAAACAGUAUCAGAAGGCCUGGGAUGAGGCCAAGUCGAAAAGCUAUGACAUACGAGCUGAUGCCAUUCCCAUCAAACACGCCAAGGCUUCCAGAGACAUUGCUAGUGAGUACAAGUACAAAGAAACGCACGAGAAGCAGAAAGGCCACUACAUUGGGUGCCGCACCGCCAAGGAGGAUCCCAAACUGUCGUGGGCUGCGCGUGCCAUGUUGCUGCAGAACGACCGACUUUACAGGAAGGCGUACCAUGAUUCCAAGGCCCACAUCCACAUCCCAGUCGAUGCGAUGUCAGUGCAGGCAGCCAAGGAGUGCCAGACGCUAGUCAGCGAUGUUGACUACCGCCACUACCUUCACCAGUGGACCUGCCUGCCUGACCAGAACGACGUGAUCCAUGCAAGGAAGGCCUACGAUCUACAGAGCGAUAAUGUGUACAAGUCAGACCUAGAAUGGUUGCGAGGCAUCGGCUGGGUGGCAGAAGGUUCUGUGGAUGUGGUCAAAGCAAAGAGAGCCCAGGAACUCCUGAACGAGAAGUUGUACCGCACGCGGCCAGAGGACAUGAAAUUCACCAGCAUUACUGACACGCCAGACGUCGUCCAGGCUAAGAUCAAUGCUUUGCAGAUCAGUGACCAUCUGUAUCGUGAAGCCUGGGAUAGAGAUAAGACGCAGAUUUCCAUACCUUCCGAUACUCCUGUAAUGCUGCAGUCCAAAGUCAAUGCGGUCAACAUCAGCAAUAAACAGUAUCAGAAGGCCUGGGAUGAGGCCAAGUCGAAAAGCUAUGACAUACGAGCUGAUGCCAUUCCCAUCAAACACGCCAAGGCUUCCAGAGACAUUGCUAGUGAGUACAAGUACAAAGAAACGCACGAGAAGCAGAAAGGCCACUACAUUGGGUGCCGCACCGCCAAGGAGGAUCCCAAACUGUCGUGGGCUGCGCGUGCCAUGUUGCUGCAGAACGACCGACUUUACAGGAAGGCGUACCAUGAUUCCAAGGCCCACAUCCACAUCCCAGUCGAUGCGAUGUCAGUGCAGGCAGCCAAGGAGUGCCAGACGCUAGUCAGCGAUGUUGACUACCGCCACUACCUUCACCAGUGGACCUGCCUGCCUGACCAGAACGACGUGAUCCAUGCAAGGAAGGCCUACGAUCUACAGAGCGAUAAUGUGUACAAGUCAGACCUAGAAUGGUUGCGAGGCAUCGGCUGGUUGACAGAAGGUUCUGUGGAUGUGGUCAAAGCAAAGAGAGCCCAGGAACUCCUGAACGAGAAGUUGUACCGCACGCGGCCGGAGGACAUGAAAUUCACCAGCAUUACUGACACGCCAGACGUCGUCCAGGCUAAGAUCAAUGCUUUGCAGAUCAGUGACCAUCUGUAUCGUGAAGCCUGGGAUAGAGAUAAGACGCAGAUUUCCAUACCUUCCGAUACUCCUGUAAUGCUGCAGUCCAAAGUCAAUGCGGUCAACAUCAGCAAUAAACAGUAUCAGAAGGCCUGGGAUGAGGCCAAGUCGAAAAGCUAUGACAUACGAGCUGAUGCCAUUCCCAUCAAACACGCCAAGGCUUCCAGAGACAUUGCUAGUGAGUACAAGUACAAAGAAACGCACGAGAAGCAGAAAGGCCACUACAUUGGGUGCCGUACCGCCAAGGAGGAUCCCAAACUGUCGUGGGCUGCGCGUGCCAUGUUGCUGCAGAACGACCGACUUUACAGGAAGGCGUACCAUGAUUCCAAGGCCCACAUCCACAUCCCAGUCGAUGCGAUGUCAGUGCAGGCAGCCAAGGAGUGCCAGACGCUAGUCAGCGAUGUUGACUACCGCCACUACCUUCACCAGUGGACCUGCCUGCCUGACCAGAACGACGUGAUCCAUGCAAGGAAGGCCUACGAUCUACAGAGCGAUGCUGUCUAUAAGUCAGACCUAGAGUGGCUCCGUGGAAUUGGCUGGUUGCCUAAUGACUCUCCGGAUGUUAAGAGAGUGAAGCAUGCCCAGGAUCUCCUGAGUGACCAUGUCUAUCGUACACCUAUCGAAAGCCUGAAAUACAGCAGUGUUGUUGAUUCUCCAGACGUUCUUCUAGCUAAAGUGAAUGCCGAACAAGUCAGCAUUCCAAAAUACAAAGAAGCCUGGGAAAAGGACAAGACUAUGAUCCAUGUUACACCAGACACACCUGAACUCAACCUAGCCAAGACUAAUGCUGUUAAUUAUAGCCAGAAACUGUAUAAAGAAGCUUGGGAUGAGUUGAAGAUCAGUUAUGAUUUGAGAGCAGAUGCAAUCCCAAUCAAAGCAGCCAAAGCUUCGAGAGAAAUUGCUAGUGAUUAUAAAUACAAACUGGAACACGAGAAGCAGAAAGGACAUUAUGUUGGAGUUCCAAAUGCAAAAGCAGAUACGAAAAUGCAGUUUGCCCUCGGCAUAGGCAAAGUUCAGAGUGAACUAGAAUACAAGAAACACUUUGCCAAAUGGAAGACACAAUGCCACCUACCAGCAGACAUGCUGUCUAUCCUAUCAGCUAAACAUGGCCAGUCUUUGGUCAGUGAUGUUGAUUACCGCCAUUACUUGCAUCAGUGGAUCUGUCUUCCAGAUCAGAAUGAUGUCAUACAGGCUAGGAAAGCCUACGAUCUUCAGAGUGAUGCUAUUUACAAAUCUGAUUUAGAAUGGCUACGGGGUAUUGGAUGGUUGCCAAAUGAUUCAGUUGGAAUCAACCAUGUUAAACAUGCUGGAGAUCUCCUGAAUGAGAGAAAGUACCGUACAAAAGUUGAAACUCUUCCAUUUACUCCAGUGGCGGACAGAGUAGAUUAUAUCACAGCAAAGAACAGUGGUGAAAUUCUCAGUGACAUUAAAUACCACAAAGCAUGGAAUGAGGUCAAGUCAAAUUAUACUCUAACAGAUACACCACAGCUAGAUAUGGCCCGAGAGGCAGCCAGAAUCCUUAAUCAGAGUUUAUACAAGGAAAGUUGGGAGAAAGAAAAAGCGACUGGUUACCUCUUACCUCCUGACACUGUGCAGAUCUCUCAUGCCAAACACUCAAAUGAUGUCCAAAGUGAGCUUAAAUACAAAGCUGAGUACGUCAAACAAAGAGGUCACUAUGUUGGAGUUGCCAGUAUGAGAGAUGAUCCCAAACUGGUGUGGUUUGAGCAUGCAGGCGAGAUCCAGAAUGACAGAUUGUACAAAUCAAACUAUCACAAAACGAAGUCCAAAAUUCACAUCCCUCCGGAUAUGAUGUCAGUUGUAGCAGCAAAGGAAUGUCAGACCUUGGUCAGCGAUAUUGACUACCGCCACUACCUGCAUGAAUGGACGUGCCAUCCUGACCAGAAUGACUGUAUUCAGGCAAGGAAGGCCUAUGAUCUGCAAAGUGAUAAUAUUUAUAAAUCUGAUUUGGAAUGGCUUCGUGGCUGUGGUUGGAUUCCUCUGGAUUCAGUGGAACAUAAGAAAGUUAAGAAUGCACAAGAACUGAUAAAUAAAAAAGCAUAUACAAAAGAAGCCCUUGAUAACUUUUCCAAUUAUACCAGUGUGGUUGACACUCCUGACAUUGUUCUGGCAAAGAUUAACUCUGUCAAUCAGAGUGAUCUAAAAUACAAAGAAACAUUUAACCUUGAGAAAGGCCAGUAUAUUGGGUCUGAUGAUACUCCUGCGCUGAACCAUGCCAAAGACAUGUCCUUAUUAUACAGUGAUAAACUCUAUAAAAAUGCUUGGGAAAUUAGCAAGCCCAUUGCCUAUACUUUGGAUGAGAAAUAUAUUCCCCUUGUUGGAGCAAAGCAUGCAAACUACAUAAACAGUGAGCUUAAAUAUAAGGAAAUAUAUGAGAAGCUGAAAGGUCAUUACCUGGCUGGGAAGGAUAUUGGUGAUUUCCCCAGUGUCAUUCAUUCGCUAGCAUUCCAGAAAAUAAGGAGCGCGUUGGCAUACAGGAAGAAUUACGAAGACACCAAAGCAAAUGUCCAUAUUCCAAGUGACAUGAUGAAUCACGUGCUAGCCAAGAAGUGCCAGUAUAUCCUCAGUGAUCUUGAAUACCGAACUUACUUCCAUCAGUGGAAUUGUUCACCUGAAGAAAAUGAUGUUGUUCAAGCCAGAAAAGCCCAGGAGAUUUUGAGUGAUGUGGUGUACAAAGAUGACUUAAAUUGGCUGAAGGGACUUGGAUGUUAUGUCUGGGAUACUCCACAAAUCCUGCAUGCUAAGAAAUCAUAUGACCUCCAGAGCCAAAUAAAAUAUACAGCUGCCGGAAAAGAGAACCUUCAGAACUUUGGUGUUGUUACUGACACACCUCUCUAUGUGACUGCAGUGCAGAGUGGUGUAAAUGCUAGUGAUGUGAAAUACAAGCAAGAUUACCACAAAACUAAGGACAAGUAUACAACUGUGACUGAAACAGUGGAUUCUGAAAGAGUUCAAAAUUUGAAACAUCUCUUUAGCAAUAAUCUCUACAAGGAAGCCUGGGAAAAAGUGAAAGCUACUGGCUAUAUAAUGCCCUCUGAUGCUGUAUCCCUAGCACGUGCAAAAGAACUGAAGCAUAAUGCUAGUACUGUAAAAUACCGAGAAGAAUAUGACAAGUUUAAAGCACUGUACACACUACCCAGAGGUGUUGAGGAUGAUCCCAAUACAGCAAGGUGCCUUAGAGUUGGAAAGCUUAAUAUUGAUCGUCUGUACAAGGAAGUCUAUGAAAAGAAUAAAGCCAAAGUCCACAUUAUUCCAGACAUGGUAGACAUAAUUUCUGCUAAGGAUGCACAGAAAAAAAUCAGUGAAAUUGAUUACCGCACACAUCUCCAUGAAUGGAUCUGUCUACCAGAUCUUCAAAUCAAUGCCCAUGUUCGAAAAGUAACCGAUCAAGUCAGUGAUGUGGUAUACAAGGAUGAUCUUAACUGGCUGAAAGGCAUUGGCUGCUUUGUUUGGGACACUCCUGAAAUUCUCCAUGCCAAACAUGCCUACGAUCUUCGCAGCGAUAUUAAGUACAAAUCUAAGGCAGAAAAAAUGAAGAAUGACUACACUGUGGUCAUGGACACUCCUGUCUAUGUCCAGAAUGUCCUCAGUGGCUUGAAUUUAAGUGAAGCUGUUUAUCGUGGUGAAUAUAUGCACAAUGUUAAAGGCAAAAUGAUUCCUACUGAUAAAACAGUAGAUUUGGAGCGGGCGUAUCACGCAAACAAAAUACAGAGUGAAAAUUUGUAUCGCUGGGCUGGUGUGAAAGCUCUGCCUACUGGAUACAGCCUUCCCACAGAUGCCCCCAGCUUUCAGCAUGCGAAACAUGUCCAAUACAUUGGCAGUGAUCUGAAAUAUAAAGAAGCCUAUGAACACAUGAAAGCUAAAGGCUAUACUCUGGGACCUAAAGAUGUUGGGUUUGAAAAUGUGAAGAAAGUGAAUCAAGUCAUUAAUGAGAGGUUGUAUCGGGCAACAUACCACAAGUACAAGGACAAGAUUCAUACCACUCCAGACACACCAGAAAUCCGUCAAGUCAGGGCAACGCAGGAGGCUGUCAGCGAUUUGAUCUACAAGUCAGAUUUCUUUAAGAUGCAGGGACACUUGAUUUCCUUGCCAUACACUCCUCAGGUGUUGCACUGCCGCCAUGUUGGGGACAUCACAAGUGAUAAUAAAUACAAAGAGGAUCUGAAGUGGUUGAAGGGCUUGGGUUGCUUCCUGUAUGAUACUCCUGAUAUGGUCCGUGCUCGUCAGCUGCGUAAGCUUUGGUCUAAUUAUAUAUACACUGAUACCGCAAAGAAGAUGUGGCCUAAAUAUAAUGUGGUAUUGGAUACUCCUGGAUACAGAGCGGUACAGGAACUAAAAACCCAUUUGAGUGAACUGGUUUACAGAGCUGCAGGCAAGGAGCUGAAGACAAAAUACACUUCCAUCCUCGAUACGCCUGACUUCUUAAGAGCCAAACAAGGACAAAAAAUACAAAGCCAGUACUUGUACGUGGAACUCGCCACAAAAGAGAGACCCCAUCAUCAUGCUGGUGGUCAGACUCCAGCCUUCACACAUGCUAGGCAUGUAAAGGACAUGGUCAGUGAGAAAAAGUAUAAAACCCAGUAUGAGAAGAUGAAGGACAAAUACACGCCUGUCCCUGACACACCAGUCUUGAUCAGAGCCAAGAGAGCAUACCUGAAUGCCAGUGAUUUGCGCUACAAAGAAACCUUUGAGAAUACUAAGGGCAAAUACCACACAGUGAAAGAUGCUUUGGAUAUUGUCUAUCAUCGAAAGGUCACCGAUGAUGUUAGCAGUGUGAAAUAUAAGGAAAAUUAUAUGAGCCAGUUAGGAAUCUGGAGAUCAAUCCCAGACCGUCCGGAGCAUUUCCAUCAUCGUGCGGUCACAGAUGCUAUUAGUGAUGUUAAAUACAAGGAAGACUUAUCAUGGCUCAGAGGCACUGGCUGUUAUGCAUGGGAUACUCCAAGUUUUGCUCUGGCAGAAAAGAAUAAGGUGCUCUACAGUGGGUGUAAGUACAAGGAGAUAUUUGAGAAGACUAAGUCUCAUUUUCAGUAUGUAGCUGACUCUCCACUUAACAAGCAUUUUAAACACGCAACUCAGUUGAUGGAUGGGAAAUUAUAUAAAGCUGCCUAUGAGAAGCUCAAAGAUAGGUACAGCGUUAUUGUGGAUGAUCCUAGGAACCUCCUGGCCAAGUGGGGGACUACACUGAGCAGCCAGGUUGAAUACAAAAAGGACUAUGAAAAGAAGAAAGACAAGUAUACUACAGUUGUGGAUACUCCAGAACAUUUAAGGACUACAAAAGUCAACAAACUGAUUAGUGAUAUUAUUUACAAGUUGGAAUAUAACAAAGCAAAGCCUAAAGGCUAUACUACAAUCCAUGAUACACCUAUGUUAUUGCAUGUGCGCAAGGUCAAGGACAGAAUAAGUGAUCUGAAAUACAAAGAAGUGUAUGAGAGGAAUAAAUCUCACUGCAAUGUCAUAGCAGAUUCAGUUCAUAUUAAGACUCCAAGGCAUGCUUACAAGCUAAACAGCAAUCUGGAUUAUAAGAAGAAAUAUGAAGCAGCCAAGGCUCAUUGGCACUGGAUUGCUGAUAGGCCUGACUUUGUUCAAGCAGCCAAGUCGUCUCUGCAACAGAGUGAUUAUGAAUACAAACUGGACCGGGAAUUCCUAAAGGGAUGCAAACUGUCUGUCACAGAUGAUAAAAACACAGUAUUGGCUUUAAAUAAUGCCAUCUUGGCAAGUGAUAUAAAAUACAAAGAGAAGCACAACAAAGCUCGAGGAACAUACCAUGUUGUUCCAGACACACCUCAGAUCCUCCUGGCUAAGAAUGUCAGCUCUCUUGUAUCUGAGAACAAAUACAAAGCACAUAGCAAGAAGCAGCUUCCACAUGGGUCUUAUACAACCCUGCCGGAGACACGAGACACUGCUCAUGUGAAAGAGGUGACCAAGAAUGUCAGUGAGACAAACUAUAAAAAGAAGUUUGUGAAGGAGAAAGGCAAGUCUAAUUAUUCUAUCAUGUUGGAGCCUCCUGAAGUGAAACAUGCCAUGGAAGUUGCUAAAAAACAGAGUACAAUUGAAUACAAGAAAGAUGCCAAGUCAAAGCUCCACUACACACCUAUAGCGGAUCGACCAGAUAUUAAGAAAGCAACUCAGGCUGCCAAGUUAAUUAGUGAUAUUGAAUAUAAAAAGCGUGGAGAAGCUGGCAUUGGUGUAACCAUGCUGGGACGUCCAGAUAUUGAACUGGCAAAGGAGGUGUCCAAGCUAACUAGUCAGGCAGAAUACCUCAAACAACAUAUGAGAGGGCAUGGAGCUGCAUCUUAUGAUACCCCAUGGAUGAGAACCUUUAAGAAAGCUAAUAUGCUAAGUAGUCAUGUGAAAUACAAAGAGAAUUUUUCCAAAGAGAUGGGUAAAAAGCCAAAGUAUGAUUUAAAGGAGGCUAAGAUCUACAAGACCAUGAAAGACGCCCACAACAUGGCUAGUGAGGUGAAAUACAAGGCAGAUUUAAAGAAACUUCAUAAGCCUGUCACAGACAUGUCUGAAUCGCUGAUCAUGAACCAUGUCCUGAGUACAAGCCAACUCGCCAGUGCUUACCAGUACAAGAAGCAGUAUGAGAAGAGUAAGGGUCACUACCAUGUGGUGCCAGAUAAUCUUGAACAGGUUCAUCUAAGGGAGGCAUCAGAACUACAGAGCCACGUGAAAUACAGAGAAAAGUAUGAGAAGGAAAAAGGAAAACCUAUGUUGGACUUUGAAACUCCAACAUACCUUACUGCAAAGGAAUCUCAGCUCAUGCAGAGUGAGAAAGAAUAUAAGAAGGACUUUGAAGAGUCCAUUAAAGGCAGAAACCUUACUGGCUUGGAGAUUACACCAUCCUUAUUACAUGUCAAAUAUGCAACCAAAAUAGCAAGCGAGAAAGAGUACAGGAGGGAUCUGGAGGAAGGUGUCAAAGGUAAAGGACUAACGGCUUUAGAAGAGACUCCAGACAUGUUAAGAGCGAAGAAUGCAACUCAAAUCCUGAACGAGAAAGAGUACAAAAAAGCCUUGGAAUUAGAAAUCAGAGGAAAAGGUCUGACAGAACUGGCUUUGGAGACACCAGACUUUGUGAGAGCAAAGAAUGCCACUGACAUUGCCAGCCAGAUCAAAUACAAACAGUUGGCGGAGAUGGAGAAAGCCAACUACACCAGUGUUGUCGAUACUCCAGAGAUUAUUCACGCCCAGCAGGUCAAGAACCUUUCGAGCCAGAAAAAGUAUAAGGAAGAUGCAGAAAGGACCAUGCCAUACUAUGUGCCUGUAGCAGACACACCAGAAAUGCAGAGAGUCCGUGAGAAUCAAAAGAACUUUAGCACACUUCAGUAUCAGUGGGACCUACAGAACAGUAAAGGAAAAGUUACGGUUGUACAAGACACACCAGAAAUGCUGCGUGUGAAAGAAAACCAGAAGAAUUUCAGCUCGAUUUUAUAUAAAGAAGAUAUUGGAACUGGAACUACUAUUGAAAAGACACCAGAGAUGCAGAGAGUUAAACGAACCCAGGAUGCAAUUAGCUCGAUUAAGUACAAGGAGAAUAUUGGAAAAGGCACUCCAAUUCCUGAUCUUCCAGAAGUGAAGCGUGUCAAGGAGACCCAGAAGCACAUCAGUUCGGUGUUGUACAAAGAGGACCUGGGCACAGGUAUCCCAACACCUGUCACUCCAGAGAUAGAGAGAGUCAAACGCAAUCAAGAACACAUUAGCUCGGUGUUAUACAAAGAGGGCUUAGGGACUGGCAUCCCAACACCGGUCACUCCAGAGAUGGAGAGAGUCAAACGCAAUCAAGAGAACAUUAGCUCGGUGUUGUACAAAGAGGGGCUGGGGAUUGGAACCCCAGUACCUGUCACUCCUGAGAUGGAGAGGGUCAAACGCAAUCAAGAAAACUUUAGCUCGGUGUUGUACAAAGAGGAUCUGGGGACAGGAACCCCAACACCUGUCACUCCUGAGAUUGAAAGAGUCAAACGCAAUCAAGAAAACUUUAGCUCGGUGUUGUACAAAGAGGAUCUGGGGACAGGAACCCCAACACCUGUCACUCCUGAGAUUGAAAGAGUUAAACGCAAUCAAGAACACAUUAGCUCGGUGUUGUACAAAGAGGAUCUGGGGACAGGAACCCCAAUACCUGUCACUCCUGAGGUUGAGAGAGUCAAACGCAAUCAAGAACACAUUAGCUCGGUGUUGUACAAAGAGAGCGUGGGGACUGGAACCCCCACUCCUAUCACUCCAGAGAUGGAGAGGGUCAAACGCAAUCAAGAAAUCUGUAGCUCGGUGUUGUAUAAAGAAGACAUAGGGAAAGCAACCCCAACACCUGUCACUCCUGAGAUGGAAAGAGUCAAACGCAAUCAAGAAAUCAUUAGCUCGGUUUUGUACAAAGAAAAUGUGGGGAAAGUGACCCCAACACCUGUCACUCCAGAGAUGGAGCGAGUCAAACGCAAUCAAGAAAUCAUUAGCUCGGUGUUGUACAAAGAAAACUUGGGGCGAGCAACCCCCACACCUAUCACUCCAGAGAUGGAGAGAGUCAAACGCAAUCAAGAACACAUUAGCUCGGUUGUAUACAAAGAAGGCUUAGGGAAGGCAACCCCCACACCGGUCACUCCAGAGAUGGAGAGAGUCAAACGCAAUCAAGAACACAUUAGCUCGGUUUUGUACAAAGAACACCUGGCAAAAGGAACUCCAACACCAAUGACUCCAGAGAUGGAGAGAGCUAAACGCAAUCAAGAAAACAUCAGCUCGGUUCUUUAUUCAGAUAGUUUCAGAAAACAAGUACAAGGCAAAGCUGCAUAUGUACUGGAUACACCUGAAAUGCGGCGUGUCCGAGAGACCCAGAAACACAUCUCUACAGUGAAAUACCAUGAAGAUUUUGAGAAAACCAAAGGUAGUUUCACACCUGUAGUUACCGACCCCAUUACAGAACGUGUGAAAAAGAACAUGCAGGACUUCAGUGACAUCAGCUACAGGGGCAUUCAAAGGCGAGUAGUGGAAAUGGAGCGAAAGCGCGUGGACCAGGAUCAAGAGAAUCUCACAGGUCUUCGUGUGUGGCGCACUAAUCCCGGGUCAGUCUUUGACUACGACCCAGCAGAAGACAAUAUCCAGUCCAGAAGCUUACAUAUGAUCUCUGUCCAAGCCCAGCGCCGCAGCCGGGAGCACUCCCGCUCUGCCAGCGCCUUGAGCCUCAGUGGUGGCGAUGAGAAAUCCGAACCCUCGGACGGUGUGGACCAACACUUGUCCUACUACAGCAAUGGGGGCUUCUUCACCACAACUGCAACAGUGGGCUACAAACAUGCUAAAACCAUAGAGCUACCCCAACAGCGGUCAUCAUCAGUGGCCACCCAGCAAACAACAGUGUCAUCGGUUCCUUCUCACCCAUCUACUGCUGGCAAGACAUACCGGGCCAUGUACGACUAUAUGGCAGCUGAUGCUGAUGAGGUUUCCUUCAAAGACGGUGACACAAUUGUAAACGUACAAGCAAUUGAUGAAGGCUGGAUGUAUGGGACUGUCCAGAGAACCGGCAAGACCGGCAUGCUGCCAGCCAACUACGUAGAAGCUGUUUAAACCAAACCACGCCCUUCCCCAACACGUAUCUGCACAGGAGAGACACUGGCACUUCUCCACAUGUACACCUUAGAACAGCCUGUAAUACUUUUUCCAAAGUGCCUUGUUGUCUUCCAUGCUGAUAGUGCCUUCUGAACCAUGAUGUCAAACAGAAAAAAGUAACUGCAGAGCAAAAUACUCUUGAAACAGCCUUUCCAAACAUUUUUGAAAACCACCUGUAAACACACACUAGGCAUUGCUCACAAAAACUGCAUUUCUUCCCAAUGUCAAAAAAAGGGUUGGUUUUUUUUUUUUUAUUUAGAAGUCCAGUGCCUGGGCUUUCAAACACUCCAGUGCUACACUCCACCCCACAGCAGUUUAACUAGUUCAGUGUCUCUGAACUUCUGUCCACGUACUUCAGACUAAGAGUACCACCUAUCACUUUAUUCAUUCUCCCAUAACAACAGUAUUUUUCUGGACUAUUCUAAACGUUUGAAUAUAUUAAUUUCUUCUCCAUAUAAGCAACAUUUAAGCUUAGUAUCUCAAACCAACGUUUAGCUGGGGGCACAAAAGCCUCUCCUGCUUGCUGAGCUCUUGUGCAUGUGUUUUUCAUGCAACUGUUCUGGGGUCAAAAGCUGUUAAUUGUAAAUUAGUGACUAAAUAAAGCUGAUGUUUCUGCAGUA
Grus americana (Whooping crane) is the source of this 25184-nucleotide messenger RNA. It is a transcript of the gene NEB, whose product is annotated as nebulin. The transcript has 171 exons. Gene Ontology annotation, cellular component: Z disc. Gene Ontology annotation, molecular function: actin filament binding. Lineage: Eukaryota; Metazoa; Chordata; Aves; Gruiformes; Gruidae. Bases 238 to 24522 code for a protein of 8094 amino acids. Gene Ontology annotation, biological process: cardiac muscle thin filament assembly. The record is from RefSeq and is a predicted model, not a curated record.